UUGGUUGAGGGGGCGGGACUUCCGGCAGCGCAGGUUGGACAUAAAGUGACAGACUUCACCUCCUUAAAAUUGGAAGAAAAACCGAAGGACGACGCAAUACAAGUUUUAAAACAGUUGUAAUGAUUUUCAGACAUGGACGACAUAAACCUUCAUUAUCGCUUUCUGAACUGGAGGAGGCGAAUUCGAGAAAUUCGUGAAGUGCGAGCUGUGCGAUACCGGGAGCGGCUGAAAAGGAUGCUGAGAGAUGGUGACAUACUCAGGUAUCAUGGGAAUUCAGAUGAAGUUGGCUGUUUUGUGGCGGCACGGCCAUUGUCGAGAAGAAACCGCUAUUUUGAAGUGACCAUCAUCGAUACAGGAGUGAGAGGAAUGAUUGCUGUUGGUUUGGUACCUCAGCUCUACAAGCUGGACCAUCAGCCGGGCUGGCUCCCGAACUCUGUGGCUUUUCAUGCCGAUGAUGGCAAGCUGUAUAAUGGCAACACUGUGGGACAGCAGUUUGGUCCAAAAUGCUGCAGAGGUGACAGAAUCGGCUGUGGAGUAUCUCUGGACGCUGAGGAGGGACAGCUAACUGUGUUUUUUACCAAGAAUGGCAAAGACGUCGGCAGUGUGGAAAUCCCAGCGUCUCCUGAUGCUCUCUACCCCGCUGUGGGAAUGCACUCCUUGGGGGAAGAAGUGCUGCUGGACCUGAACGCUGAAUGGGGGAUGGAGGAGGAUGAUGGACAGAUGAUUGUGGAUAGUCAUGAAGAGGACUGGAGCCGUCUCCAUGACGUCAAGGUGACCGGCACGCUGCUGGAGUAUGUGGGCAAAGGGAAGAGCAUCGUGGACGUGGGCUUGGCUCAAGCCCGUCGGCCUCUCAACACACGCUUCCACUACUAUGAACUGGAGAUCACAGAUGCUGGAGAAAAGUGCUACAUCGCCCUGGGUCUGGCACGCAGGGACUACCCCAAAAACAGACAUCCAGGCUGGAGCAGAGGGUCUAUAGCCUAUCAUGCAGAUGAUGGCAAGUUGUUCCAAGGCAGCGGGGUCGGGGACGCGUUUGGACCACGCUGCUUUGAAGGGGACAUUAUGGGCUGUGGGAUCAUGUUUCCACGCGACUACAGCCUUGAUGGUGGAGAUGACGUAGACGACUGGGACUUCGAAGUGAUUCCCAAACCCAGCGAGGUUCAGAAUGACUUGUAUGCGAACAAUGAAGAUGAGGAGGAUGAGGGAGAAGACAUGGAGGGGAGGAAGGUCACGGUGUUCUUCACCAGAAAUGGAAAGGUGGUGGGCCGGAGGGAAGUGGCCUUACCCAUAGGAGGGUUGUACCCCACGAUUGGCAUGAUGAGCACCGGGGAGAAGGUCAGAGUGGACCUGCACCCUCUCAGCGGCUGAGCAGAGUGAAGGAAAACUGAGCGGAGAAAUCAGAGCAGUGACAAAUGAUUGAGCACUCGAUCAGAUAAUAAAUAAUACCGCCACAGCAACAGGCUCCAAAGGUGUUACUUGAAAAGUCACUCCAGUGUGGAAGGUGACUGUGGCUCCCUCAUGCUGUCAGAAUGAUCAGAACAAUGCAUGUUAAUAUCACAUGCGUGCUUUAAAGAAGUGCUUUAUAAUUAAAUGGUUUCAUAGGAAAAAAUUAAACCAGAGGUUUGUUUAGGUGACACGCAUCAUCGCAGAGUAAAGUUCAUAAAAUAACAUAAAAA
Molecule: messenger RNA, 1676 nt
Organism: Epinephelus moara (kelp grouper)
Lineage: Eukaryota; Metazoa; Chordata; Actinopteri; Perciformes; Serranidae
Product: SPRY domain-containing protein 3-like
Exons: 11
Coding region: 133-1368 (411 amino acids)
Molecular function (GO): protein binding
Source: RefSeq, a predicted model, not a curated record